Messenger RNA from Phlebotomus papatasi, 2986 nucleotides. RefSeq names its product gastrula zinc finger protein xFG20-1-like. The record is from RefSeq and is a predicted model, not a curated record. Gene Ontology annotation, molecular function: zinc ion binding; RNA polymerase II cis-regulatory region sequence-specific DNA binding; DNA-binding transcription factor activity. Bases 72 to 2912 code for a protein of 946 amino acids. NCBI's taxonomy places the organism in Eukaryota, Metazoa, Arthropoda, Insecta, Diptera, Psychodidae. The transcript is spliced from 2 exons. Gene Ontology annotation, biological process: regulation of transcription by RNA polymerase II. Gene Ontology annotation, cellular component: nucleus.
UUUGUCCCCAUCGAAAUUGAUGUAACUUGCUAAAUUACACGACCAUCAUUUACAAAAAGUCAAAAAGCGAAAUGGAUUGGAUUGAUUUAGCUGAAAACUGCCGAGCGUGUCAAAUUAAGACUCAGGAGGAGAAUACAAAAAUAUUCAUCUUGAACACAAUGAAGCUCCGGGACAUCUUCAAAGAAACCACAUCCCUGGACAUUCAUGAGAACGAUGGACUUCCCAAAGUAUUAUGCAGUAUCUGCUAUGAUCGCCUCUUGGAAGCCUACAAUUUCCGGAAAAUGUGUUUUGCUGCAGCUCUGCACUUCCAACAGAUUCUGUCAAUGGACAUCCCUGAGGAGAAAUACACCCCACCUGAAUAUUUAACCGAUCCCCUGAUGCCCACAAAGCCAGAUCCUGAUUAUUUGGAUUCGUCAAAUUACCUUCCGGAAGACAAAUAUUCGCCUCCGGAAGAAAAAUUCAACCGCAUGGAAGUACCUGUGACCAUAGACGAAAAAGCUCUUAUGUUUGGUGAGGAAAAUACAGCUGAAGAUAGUAACCAAAUCUCCAGAAAGACCAAAAAGACUGUCAUAAAACGAGAAAAAUCCAAACCACUUUCUAAAAAGAAGACAACUUCUCUUCCGGAAGAUACUAAUCAGAGUGAAAAACGUAAGAAGUUCUAUCUGGAAUGCGAUGUCUGUAAGUUAAAGUUCAUGCGAAAAAAUCGUCUGGAGUGGCACAUGAUGGUUAAGCAUCAGGGAGUGAAGGCUAUCAAAUGUAAGAUCUGUGGACAAGGAUUCACGCUAUAUGACUCAUUGACAGAUCACAUGGGAACCCAACAUGGAGCCAAGAGACAAUUUCCUUGCUUAGAGCCAGGAUGCAAGAAACACUACGAAACCGAGGAAGGACUGCAGAAGCAUAUGAAAAGCUGGCAUGAUCCAGAGAAUCCCAGAAAACCUACUAAGAAAGUAUGGGUUUGUGAGGCUUGUGGGAAGGAGUUCAAGGCAUCCUGCUCCCUCAGAAAACACCGUUAUAGCCAUGGUAUUACCAAACCACAUGCCUGCACGAAGUGUCCAAAACGAUUCCCCACGCGGGAUAAGCUCAGGAUACAUACGAUGCGCCAUGAAGGUAUUAAGAACUAUGAGUGUACGAUUUGUGGGCUGAAGACGGUAACUGCUCGUGAGUUGAAGGUCCAUGUGAAUACUCAUACGAAAGAGAAAACUUUGUCUUGCGAUUUUUGCCCCUAUCAAAACGUUAACUUAGGAAAUAUGAAGAAACACAUGAGGGUGGUUCAUCAGGGAGUAAGGAAUUUCCAUUGUCCGCACUGUGAGAGAUCAUUCGGAAAGGCAGAGACUCUUAAGCAUCAUGUAAUGACGCACACGGGAGAGAAGCCACAUGCCUGCAGUGAAUGCGGAAAGAGAUUCAUCCAACCGACAGCCCUCAAGACUCACAUGAAGACUCAUCUCAAGUCCAAAUGUAGCUUGCUAAAUUACACGACCAUAAUUUACAAAAAGUCAAAAAGCGAAAUGGAUUGGAUUGAUUUAGCCGAAAACUGCCGAGCGUGUCAAAUUAAGACUCAGGAGGAGAAUACAAAAAUAUUCAUCUUCAAUACAAUGAAGCUCCGGGACAUCUUCAAAGAAACCACAUCCCUGGACAUCCAUGAGAACGAUGGACUACCCAAAGUACUAUGCUCUACUUGCUACGAUCGCCUCCUAGAAGCCUACAACUUUCGGAAAAUGUGUUUCGCUUCGGCUCUGCAGUUCCAACAGAUUCUGUCAUUGGAUAUCCCUGAGGAGAAAUACACCCCACCUGAACAUUUAAGUGAUCCCCUGAUGGCUACAAAGCCAGAUCCUGAUGAUUCAAAUUCGUAUUCGGAAGACAAAUAUUCUCCUCCGGAAGAAAAAUACAAUCCUCCUGAACUACCGUUUCAGUUAACUCUGGACGAGAAGCUCAUGGUGGAUGAGGACUAUGCAGCUGAUAAUAGUCUCUUAAUCCCCCGAAAGCCCCGAAAGAUGAAUAAGACAGUGAAAAAGCAAGAAAAACCCGCUAAACCCUCUGAAAAGAAAACCCGUUCCCUUUCGGAAGAUACUGAGCAGCCAGAGAAACGCAAGAAGGUUAAUCAUGAAUGUGAUAUCUGCCAUAAGAAGUUUAACCGAAAAGACUAUCUAAAACACCACUUUAUGAGUAAGCAUAAGGGAGUGAAAGCCUUUAAGUGUCAAAUCUGUGAGAAGAGGCUCACGCGUCUUGACUCAUUAACGGGGCACAUGGCGACCCAGCACGGGGCCAAGAGGAAGUUUCCAUGUUUGGAGGCAGGGUGUCAACAACAUUAUGAAACGGAAGAAGGUCUCCAGAAGCAUAUGAAAAUUUGGCAUGAUCCAGAGAAUCCCAAAACUCGAGUACCUAAAAUAGUAAUAAAGAUCUGUGAGACUUGCGGGAAGCAGUUUAAGACACCAGCUGCUCUUAAGAUACACAGCUACACCCAUGGAAUUACCAAGCCAUUCACCUGCACACAGUGUCCAAGGCGAUUCAGCACGAAAGAACAGCUCAAAGCACAUACAAUGCGGCACAAAGGCAUUAAGAACUUUGAGUGUAAGAUUUGUGGACUGAAGAAGGUAACGGCUAGUGAACUGAAGAUCCACGUGAAUACUCAUACGAAAGAGAAAAUUUUGUCAUGCGAAUUCUGUCCCUAUCAAAAUGUGAACUUGGGGAAUAUGAAGAAACACGUGAAGGUAGUUCAUCAAGGAGUAAAGGAUUACCAUUGUCCGCAUUGCGAUAAAUCCUUCGGAAAACCAGAUACCCUUAAGCAUCACGUAAUGAUCCACACAGGAGAGAAGCCACAUGCCUGCAGCGAAUGCGGGAAAAGAUUUAUCCAACCAAUAGCCCUCAAGACUCACAUGAAGACUCAUCUCAAGUAUAAAGUUCAGUCCAAGUGAGAUCGUAAUCAAAUUUCAUGAUUAUAAAGUACCAACAGAAUUUCGUCAAGUUUGUGGUAAUUGUCUGUUAAAGA